Messenger RNA from Bombyx mori (domestic silkworm), 1168 nucleotides. RefSeq lists its product as uncharacterized. The record is from RefSeq and is a predicted model, not a curated record. Bases 501 to 1046 code for a protein of 181 amino acids. The transcript is spliced from 2 exons. Lineage: Eukaryota; Metazoa; Arthropoda; Insecta; Lepidoptera; Bombycidae.
GGGGACGCGAACGUCACGUCCACGUGAGAUUCCCCGUUCCACCGCACGCAAGUCGCGACCGUGCCUCUGUUUAGGAGACAGAGGCUGGUCGCGAUCGCCCACUCCGAAAGGGCCUCGCCUCGCGCAUCCGUGCGGGGGGAACCCCAAUGUCAUUACAAAAUCCUAAUCAAAACUUUUUUUGUUCCAAAACCGAUACUCACAUGCAACACUCGGAUAUAAAAUCGAUUCUGACAAUAAUUUCGGCUGCAUUUAUCAAAUAAGGAAUUUUUCAUUUGUAAAGUUAAUCCACACAAAUGCUUACGUAAUAAAUACAAUCAAUUAAAGAUUUUAAUCCGACAUUCAUUUUGACAUGUAGUAUCUAAAUAGCGGAAUUAGGUGCAAUAAAAUUAUUAUCUUCUUUCAUUAAUUACAACCGAACGUGAAAGAUACGAUAUUGUAUAAAUAGUCGUCUUGAAUUCAUUUGUAUUAUAGUUGAAACGACAACAAACAAACCAGCAAAAAUGAAAUCUGUGAUCAUCAUCGCCGCCUUCGUUGCCGUGGCCAUAGCCGCCCCUGCCCCUGGCAAGUACGAGCCCAUCUCCGUUGGACCUGCUCUUGUUGACACCUACGAACCCAUCUCUGUUGGACCUGCUCUUGUUGACACCUACGUGCCCAUCUCUGUUGGACCUGCUCUUGUUGACACCUACGAGCCCAUCUCCGUCGGACCUGCUCUUGUUGACACCUACGAGCCCAUCUCUGUUGGACCUGCCAUUGUUGAAGGUGCCCCUGUGACUGUCACCGGCGCUGAUGGCACUCCCCUCGUCCAGAUCAUCAUCAACGUGAACCGUCCUUCCGAGAUUGCCGCUGAUCCCGUUGAUGUUGAGGACAUUGCCGAAGAGCCUUUGCCCGAAGUUGUUAUUCUCCCCACUCCCGUAUUUCCUGAAAUCGACGUUCCUGAACCCGUGGAGCUCCCCAGCCCUGUCCUCCCCGAAGUCGUCAAGCCCGUAAUUGUUGGUACCCCUAUCAUCCCGGCUCCCGCUGUCACUCUUCCCGAGACCCUCAACUGAGCCAGCUUACUGAUAUUCUUGCAAUAGUACAGUAUAAUUGUAAAUAAAAAUACAAAAAUGAUGAUCUAAAUGUAAAAAUAUUGUAUCAUGAGCACCAAUAAAUAACUCAAUUCAAAAUAAAA